Molecule: messenger RNA, 1665 nt
Organism: Ambispora gerdemannii
Lineage: Eukaryota; Fungi; Glomeromycota; Glomeromycetes; Archaeosporales; Ambisporaceae
Source: the annotation of a GenBank genome assembly
AAAUCAUCAACGCAAAAAAAUUGUCUGAAUGGAUUGAUGCCGCUUCCUGAACCACCGGGAAAAAUGCCACUUAUUGGACACGCGUUAUUGACUGGUCAUGGACUUCAUCAAAGAUGCUUAGAGUGGCAAAAAACUCUUGGCGAUAUCUUCAUGCUACGUGUUGGGAAAUCUUCUAUAGUCAUUUUGAACAACCAAAAAUACGUCGGUGACCUAUUUCUAAAAAGAGGCUUAAAAUAUUCGUCUAGAUCACAAAGUUUUCUAUUCUGGGAAGUUUUUGGACGUAAAAAAGAUUACAUCGCGGCACCGUAUCAUGAAUGGUUCAAACACAUGAUGCCAUUAGUACACGGAGUAUUUAGCCAACAAAAAAUUGAAGAGUACAUGGAUUUUAUAUACGAAUGCCGCGACGAAUUACUAAAAAUCUUAGCUGAAGAGUCUCAAUCACAAACUGAUGGAUUUUUCCCACGUGACCAAUUGCAUUAUACGACACUCAAUGUAAUCCUAAACGUGGUCUUUGGUACAAAGACAAAAGGGAUGGCUGAUCCAUUGUACCGCACAAUUCUCAAGUUGAUUCGAACAUCUUUUGAAUAUACAGGCACAAAAGCAAGACUUUUUGAUGUUUUUCCAAUUUUUCGAACUAUUUUGAAGAAUCGGUGGUUGCAUAAGAGUGCUAAAGAUUCAGCAAAUGAGUGGGAAUCUGUGAUGGGAUCGUUGCUGGAAGAUGUUAAGAUUAAUCGUGGAGAGGAGAUGAGAUCUUCAUGUUUUGCUAAAGAUUUAUUGAAAAAAGUAGACGAAGGUGUUAUCACUGAAAUGGAACUCAUUCAUCUGGCAAUGGAUUUGCUGAUUGCAGGAACGGAAACAACUGCAUCGACAAUGGCUUCUCUUAUAGCUGCUGUGGUUAAUGAUGUUGAAAUUCAAACUCGAGCACACGAUGAGCUUGAUCGUAUAGUAGGAAAUUCUCGCCCCACAUAUAAUGACUUGGCAUCACUUCCAUACAUUCGUGCAAUAGUGAAAGAAGUUUUGCGAUGGGCUCCCCCGUUGGUAAUGGGAGUUCCUCACUUUAUCGAAGAAGGCGAUGAAUACAUGGGUUACCAUAUCCCUAAAAACAGUUUAGUGGCAAUGAACAUGUACGCGUUAAAUUGGAACCCGGCUCGAUUUCCAAACCCGAGUAAAUUUGACCCGGAUCGGUAUUUGGGCGUGAAAGAAAGCGCGGUUGCGUUAGCACAAGGAAAUGUUGAAAAUCGUGAUCAAUUUGCUUUCGGAGCCGGGCGAAGGCUUUGUCUUGGCAUUCAACUCGAAUUAUUCGCUGCUUCUAUCCUCUGGGCUUUUAAAAUCGAGCGUCCUCUAGCAAAACCGGAGCCGAUUGAUUUAAAGAGCUUUGUGUCUUUUGGAAUCGCACAAUGGAUUAAACCUUAUAACCUCAAUGAUUUUCGACACUUUCAAUCUACUCGACAAAAUUUUGAUUUCUCAUUGACCAUGUUGGGAGAAACAAAACCGACAGUUAUUACUACGUCGGCACAUCAACUUCAAAUUCUUUCCGCAGGUGAAAAUAAAUUUCUGGUGAGCGCUGAUGUUUAUCGAAAGAUGAAUCAUUAUUCAGUACUUCAUCAAGUGGAAGGCGUUCAGGUUUUCGAUAUCGCCGAAGCAAAAGAACAAGUAUCACGUGAG